Molecule: messenger RNA, 824 nt
Organism: Eufriesea mexicana
Lineage: Eukaryota; Metazoa; Arthropoda; Insecta; Hymenoptera; Apidae
Exons: 2
Coding region: 135-824 (229 amino acids)
Source: RefSeq, a predicted model, not a curated record
GAACCCUGAGACCCCAUGGGCCAUAUAUACUACGGUUCCAUGCAGCACUCUUGCUACUUGGUGUCAGCUUCUCGACGAUCCUUGCUGUUCUAUAGGGAAGGUAUACAUCAAGAGGGAGACCGAUCGAGUAAAAGAUGAAUCUAUUCGUGACCCUCGCAUUGAUAACCUUGGCUUCAGGAGAUCCAGGACUUCUCAGGGUUCCCAAGGUGUACAACGCAGUCAUCACGAGCAAUCAAAAUUUAUCCCCGUCUAGAGCGUUCCCUGUGAUUCAACCGGUAAUUCAUCGAACCGCAGUCGGCUAUGUGCCACCGGUUUAUUACACGCAAGUAGCGCCUCAUAUCGCUGGUCCAGAAAUAGUGCAUCUUCCCCAAGGAGCCUCGAAGCCGAGCAAUCAGCCUGACAUUCAAGCCGAACCCUCCGCAGCAGUGGAACAAUCGAAAUCAGCUGACAGCAAGGAGAGCGCAGAACCAACGAACCUAAAUCCGGAAGAGCAGAAAGAUGCGUCGAAGUCAGGGUCCAAAGGCAAAAACGAAGAACAGGAACCCCUGAGCUUCUAUCCGAACUAUCAGUCGUUGUACUACGACCCCUAUUUCUACACGUACAAUAGGUUCAAUCCUCACCUGGUGCCUGGCACGUACUACGUGGACUAUCAACCUUAUGGAGUCCUGGAUCCUAUUCCAGCCACCACUCCGAAGAAUGGACUCUCGGAACAUCUGCUGCCAGCCUACCACGAGGAAAAGAAGAUCACGACAAAGGAUCAGAAAGAGAAAAUACCAGAUGUACCACCGCCACCCCUUCCGACAGCUGUGCCGAAAAGUUCUUGA